AUGGAAGAAGGCACAGCACUCUCUGGCAUGUCGCUGCCGCCGACGACCCUCGAGCCCAUCUCGCGACCGAGUUCAACCUCGACUUCGGCCUCGGCGUCUCUUCACCAGUUGCCGGGCAUCUCGGCACUCGCUCAAGCAAACUCUGCGACGAGCUCGCCACAACUGCGGACCGCGACUAUUCCUGCAACUGCGCCUGCGCCUGCGACAGCUCCAGCUCCAGCUCCAGCUCCCACCCACGCGCCAGCGCCAGCGCCCACACCGACUCCCGCCGCGCCAGUUCCCGCUCAACAUACCUACGCUUCCCCCGCGGCUACCAUGGGCGGAGGACCCGCUAUUGGCACUACAGAGAUGAUGGCCACCGCUAACCACGAGCGCGUCAUUCCGCAGCCCACAUGUCAGAACUGCCAAACAUCCACAACACCAUUGUGGCGCAGAGAUGAAUACGGCUCCGUUCUCUGCAAUGCUUGCGGUUUAUUCCUCAAAUUACACGGAAGAAAUCGACCUUUGACCCUGAAAACCGAUGUCAUCAAGAGUAGGAAUCGCGUUAAGACGAUGCGCCCUGAUCUUGCCUCGAAGAAAAAGCAACAGCAGCAGCAACAACAAGCGAACUUCCACGGCGCAACCGAUCCGAACGGUCUUGACCUCAAUGCGCAACGCAGAAAGUCGGCAAACGGCAACGCCGAUGGCUCCGAUUCUCCCGGGUCGCGCAAUGCGACGCCGUCGUUAUACAACCCUAGCCUUCCCGUCUUUGGUGGUAUGGACGAUUCACAACUUUCGGCGUUCGGUGUGGGAUCAGAGAACCGCUCCGCUUCCCCCUUGAAUGGCGACCGUCACCUCGAAGUGCCUCAGACCCACGAGCAACUCAUCGCCGCGAACUCGGCUCUUAAGACCCGCGUCAGCGAACUCGAGCUGAUCAACGAGCUCUUCCGCGGAAGACUGAGUCAAAUGGAGCAAGAUGAGGCGAGCGCAAGACGAGGGCAGGAGAUCAGUGGCAAAGCCGAGGCCCAGUUGCGAUCUCAGUUGGAGACCAGCAACAAACAGCUGGAAGAAAGCCAUCGAAGGGAGAACAACCUCAAAAGACGUUUAGAUGAGAUGGAGCUUGAGCUCAAGGAGGUAAGAGAGGCAUUUGACUCAGACUCCGGUAGGGCAGCCAAGAAACUCCGCGUCGCUGAUGUGGUUGGUGGCGUCGGCGGCGGCGCCGAAUCCGAAGUCUCUACCCCUCAAUCCACUACAACCUGA
Messenger RNA from Colletotrichum karsti, 1239 nucleotides. RefSeq names its product GATA zinc finger. The coding region runs from base 1 to 1239 and encodes 412 amino acids. The record is from RefSeq and is a predicted model, not a curated record. Lineage: Eukaryota; Fungi; Ascomycota; Sordariomycetes; Glomerellales; Glomerellaceae. Gene Ontology annotation, molecular function: DNA-binding transcription factor activity, RNA polymerase II-specific; RNA polymerase II cis-regulatory region sequence-specific DNA binding; zinc ion binding. The transcript is spliced from 5 exons. Gene Ontology annotation, biological process: positive regulation of transcription by RNA polymerase II; negative regulation of transcription by RNA polymerase II.